AUGACUGAACUACUAUUGCCCAAGUGGGAGGAUUCUCGAGAUGAAAAAUAUCCACAUAUCGUUUAUGAAGAGCGCUGCAAAGCAACCGAUGGAGAGAAGUGUGAGUCUGUUUCAACAAGUGGUGCUGGUUUAGAUGAGCUGGAAGAGGAGUUGGUGAUUGGCCUAUCUCGCGUGACAUGGGAAAAAGUAGAUGUCAGCUUCCACAAUAGCAAGCUUAAAUUUGCUGCACAUAGUAUUAUUCAGGUAAAAGAGCAUCACAUGCAUACUGAAGAUCGGCUCUCUUACUCAAAAAUCAAUGGGGAAGCAUUUUCGCUACCAGUUAGUAAGACUAAAGUGGCCUCACCUUCGCCUAAUUUGAGUAGUGUGAGGAAGGUUACGCCAAAGAGGAGGAGCAGUACUCCAUGGAGAGGGAAGGGCGAUGGAGGAGGAGAUCAAGUGGAGAAUACUAAGUCAAUCGAUUGA
Molecule: messenger RNA, 462 nt
Organism: Fraxinus pennsylvanica
Lineage: Eukaryota; Viridiplantae; Streptophyta; Magnoliopsida; Lamiales; Oleaceae
Source: the annotation of a GenBank genome assembly